AUGACCAUGGAAGAGGACGAAGAUACCGUCAUGAGAGAUGCGGGCUCUCACCACCCCAAAUCUGCCACUUCUCUUCAAUUGGGAGGCAAUGGCCCCGCUCGGCAAGAUAUCCCUGGCCACCUGAACGGUGGAUCUGAUCCGUAUUUAGCCCAACCACUCUUGGGGCAGUCAGUGAAGAUGCCUGUGCUGGCUGGGUCUGUGAACUUGCAAUCGACUGGAGAUGCGCUCUCAGUAGAGAACCAGGGCGCUUCGCCACCAAAGAGUCUGACGAAGCCAAUCGAUUCUAGUGAUGCUGUUGCGUCUUAUGAUUCUCAGAAGCAAGAUAGCCUAGUCGAGGAGAAUUCUGACUGGUCUGACGAGGAUGCGACUGCUCGUCCUGGUCUCCCGCUUGCGUCGCUCCCAUCAGGACUCUGCUAUGACGUUCAAAUGCGCUAUCAUUGCGAAGUACGGCCGACUGCAGAUGCCCAUCCUGAAGACCCAAGAAGAAUUUAUUACAUUUUCAAAGAGCUCUGCCGAGCAGGACUCGUCGAUGACCCGGAAUCGUGUCGGCCUCUCGUGGCCCGGCCGCUUAGACGUAUUAAUGCACGCAAUGCGACCGAGGAAGAAAUAUCUUUGGUUCAUACACCGGAUCAUUAUGCCUUUGUUGAAAGUACAAAAGAUAUGUCAGAUGAUGAGCUUAUCGCUCUGGAGCACACACGUGAUUCCAUAUAUUUUAACAAGCUUACUUUUGCAUCUUCCUUACUGUCCGUUGGAGGCGCUAUUGAAACGUGCCUGGCUGUUGCAACUCGCAAAGUGAAGAAUGCUAUCGCUGUUAUCCGGCCUCCCGGGCACCAUGCGGAGCAUGACAAGACAAUGGGUUUCUGCUUAUUUAACAAUGUUUCUGUUGCAGCACGAGUUUGUCAGAGACAGCUUGGAGAUAGCUGUAGGAAAAUUCUGAUUCUUGAUUGGGAUGUGCAUCACGGAAACGGUAUUCAGAAAGCAUUCUAUGAUGACCCUAAUGUUUUAUACAUGUCUCUUCAUGUUUAUCAAGAUGGAAAGUUUUAUCCUGGAGGAGACGAAGGUGACUGGAACCACUGCGGCACCGGGCCUGGAACAGGAAGAAAUGUCAAUAUACCUUGGCCAAGCCAAGGGAUGGGCGAUGGUGACUACAUGUAUGCGUUUCAACAAGUGGUCAUGCCUAUUGCGCAGGAGUUUGAUCCAGAUUUGGUGAUCAUUGCUUCUGGUUUUGAUGCGGCUGUUGGUGAUGAGCUCGGAGGAUGCUUCGUUACACCAGCUUGCUACGCGCAUAUGACACAUAUGCUUAUGAAGUUAGCUCAUGGCAAGGUUGCCGUGUGUUUGGAGGGCGGUUAUAAUUUGAGAUCAAUCUCGAAAUCUGCUCUUGCAGUCACAAAAACCCUGAUGGGAGACCCUCCUGACCGAUUACUUUCGACCACUCCUUCUGACGCCGCGAUUUCUGCGGUGCGACGGGUUAUCAUGAUCCAGUCUCAUUACUGGCAUUGCAUGUAUCCGAAAGCUCCUCAAGGAGAAGGCUUGUGGACAGACAGGCUCCAUGAUAUCAUACGCGCAUACCAGGCUAAGCAGCUUUAUGAUAGCUUCAAGCUUACUUCUCUUUACAUCUAUCGAACUUCUAUAUCGAAGUCAUUUGAGAAUCAAGUUUUGGCGACUGCCAACUACUAUCAAGCCACUCCGCUUCUGGUGUUCUUUCACGAUCCACCCGAAGUCAUGGGAUUGCCCCAUCCAGUUACCAACAAAAUCGAGGCACACAAUUGCUGGCUUGCUGAUGUAAUGAAGGACUAUAUUGAGUGGGCUGUUGGCAGGGGCUAUGCCGUUAUUGACGUGAACAUCCCAAAGCAUGUCACAACAGAGUCUAAGUCGUCCAGUAGAUACGAGGAUGAGGAUGGGAACAGACCAACUGCUACUGAAGAGUUAGCUGGGUACCUCUGGGAUAAUUAUAUUGAGCUCAAUGAAGCCACAGAAAUAUUCUUUAUCGGAAUCGGGAACGCUUUUUAUGGAGUUGCCAACCUUCUGAUCAAUAGAGAGGCACUCUAUCAGCGAGUCAACGGAGUUAUCUCUUUCGUUGCCGAAAAUCCCGUUCGUGCGGUUGCCUCUCAUACCCAGGUUUGGUUAUCAAGAUGGUAUAAAGACAACUCUCUCGUCUUCGUUUCGCACACCCACGGUGUAUGGAAGAAUACAGAAAACCGACGUAAACCAUCGAAGCGUUACGGCCACCUCCUUCAGUCACCCAAGUCAGGACUCAGCGAAAUGCUGAUGCAUCACAAAGAUGAGGUGUUCCAAUGGAUUCAAAGUCGUGCUGAGCAACCCGACAGUGAUGAGACGGAAGAAGAGAAGCCUAAAAGCAGGUCACCCACAAAGGACAAGGGUUCGGGGACCACCCCGAAACCCUAG
This is a messenger RNA of Aspergillus ochraceoroseus IBT 24754, 2406 nucleotides long. It is a transcript of the gene hdaA, whose product is annotated as histone deacetylase hdaA. Lineage: Eukaryota; Fungi; Ascomycota; Eurotiomycetes; Eurotiales; Aspergillaceae. Gene Ontology annotation, molecular function: histone deacetylase activity. The transcript has 15 exons. The record is from RefSeq and is a predicted model, not a curated record. Gene Ontology annotation, cellular component: histone deacetylase complex. Gene Ontology annotation, biological process: chromatin organization. The coding region runs from base 1 to 2406 and encodes 801 amino acids.